Molecule: messenger RNA, 6523 nt
Organism: Tachyglossus aculeatus (Australian echidna)
Lineage: Eukaryota; Metazoa; Chordata; Mammalia; Monotremata; Tachyglossidae
Gene: ADAMTSL3
Product: ADAMTS like 3
Biological process (GO): extracellular matrix organization
Cellular component (GO): extracellular matrix
Molecular function (GO): metalloendopeptidase activity
Source: RefSeq, a predicted model, not a curated record
AGGACGCUGCCGCCCUCAGGAGCCCCCCACCGCCCCGGCCCCGGGAUCUAAGCUGGCCAAGAGCAAGACCACUGGGUGAGACUCCAUGGCUGUCCUCCAGGAAAAGCCCCUGUGCUGGCUGCAGACCUGGAUUGUUCUGGUCAUCUGCCCCGGCCUGCAGACAAGUGCUGAGCAGCCCCAAGGAGCUUAUUUCCUCCCGGAGUUUGCCCUCUCUCCCCAGGGAAGUUUCCUUGAAGACACAACAGGAGAGCAGUUCCUCACCUAUCGCUUCGACGACCAGACUUCAAGAACGGCCCGUUCGGAUGAAGACAAAGACGCCGACUGGGAUGCCUGGGGUUCUUGGAGCGAUUGCUCACGCACCUGUGGAGGAGGAGCAUCUUACUCUCUCAGGAGGUGCUUGAAUGGGAGGAGCUGUGAAGGGCAGAACAUCCGUUACAAAACCUGCAGCAACAAUGACUGCCCCGCGGACGCGGGCGACUUCCGAGCCCAACAGUGUUCGGCGUACAACGACGUCAAGUACCAAGGGCAGUUCUAUGAGUGGCUUCCUGUCCCCGGGGACCGUGCCGGAUCCUGUGCCCUCAAAUGCCGGGCCCGGGGCAAGAAUAUUGUGGUGGAGCUUGCCCCGAAGGUGCUGGAUGGGACCCGCUGCCACACGGACUCCCUGGACAUGUGCAUCAGUGGCAUCUGCCAGGCCGUGGGCUGCGACCGACAACUUGGGAGUGGAGCCAAGGAAGACAACUGUGGAGUCUGUGCAGGGGACGGCUCGACCUGUAGGCUCGUGCGGGGGCAGACCAAAGUGCACGUUCCGACAGACAAAAGGGAAGAGAUGGUGGUGAUUGCUGUGCCACUGGGCAGCCGGAGUGUGAGGAUUUCAGUGAAAGGAUCCGCUCAUCUGGUUAUUGAGUCAAAAACACUUCAAGGAGACAAACGGGAACAUAACUUCAAGGCCCCUGGCAUGUUUGUCAUCGAAAACACAACGGUGGAAUUUCAGAAGGGGCCCGAUAGGGAAACCUGGAAAGCUGCAGGGCCUCUCGGAGCAGAUUUCAUUUUCAAGACCAGGUACACGGCCCCCAGAGACAGCGUUGUCCAAUUCGUCUUCCACCAGCCCAUCAGUCACCAGUGGAGGCAAACGGACUUCUUUCCCUGCACCGUGACAUGCGGCGGGGGAUACCAGCUGAACUCAGCCGAGUGCUUGGACAUCCGUUUGAAGCGGGUCGUGCCUGACCACUACUGCCAGUACCACCCUGAAAACAAGAAGCCCAAACCCAAGCUGAAGGAGUGUGGCAUGGAUCCCUGUCCCUCGAAUGAUGGAUUUAAAGAGAUCAUGCCCUACGACCACUUCCAGCCGCUUCCUCGCUGGGAGCAUAAUCCAUGGACAACGUGCUCAGUGUCCUGCGGAGGGGGCAUCCAGAGGAGAAGCUUUGUCUGUGUGGAGGAGUCUAUGCCUGGGGAGACCUUGCAGGUUGAAGAAUGGAAAUGCAUGUACGCGCCCAAGCCCAAGGUUCUGCAGACCUGCAACCUGUUCGAUUGCCCCAAGUGGGUGGCGAUGGAGUGGUCCCAGUGCACUGUGACCUGCGGGCGAGGUUUGCGCUAUCGAGUGGUCCUGUGUAUCGAUCACCAAGGCCAGCACGUCGGGGGCUGCAACCCGCAGCUCAAGCUGCACAUCAAGGAAGAGUGCGUCGUGGCCGUCCCGUGCUACAAGCCGAAAGAAAAAAGUCCGGUGGAAGCUAAGUCACCCUGGACCAAAGAAGCCCAGGAGCUAGAGGAGACACAAGCCGCCUCAGAUGACCCUGCGUUUCUUCCUGAGCCAUGGUCCCCCUGCAGCGUGUCAUGUGGCCCUGGCAUGCAGAUGCGGGCUGUGAAGUGCCGCGUCCUCCUCGCCUUCAGCCGGACCGACACGGAGCUACCCGACGAUGAGUGUGACGGCCCCAGGCCGCCCAGUGAACAGCCCUGCCUCCUUCAGGCCUGCCCUGGGCCCCCGGCCCCCCCCAGGGCCCUCGUCCCCUCCCAAGAGGCAGACAGCGGAGCCAUUUACGAUUGGGAGUAUGUGGGUUUUACUCCUUGCUCGGCUACGUGUGCGGGAGGAAAGCAAGAAGCCAUCGCCACGUGCCUGCACGUCCAGAGCCAGAGAGCGGUCAAAGCUGCGAUGUGUGAGGAGGCCACCCGGCCACCAGCUAUGUUCCGGACUUGCAACCCUGAGCCCUGCCCCCCGAGGUGGCAAACCGGCCCAUGGCGGCAGUGCUCCGCCACCUGCGCAGUUGGGAUCCAGACCCGGGUGGUCCAGUGCCUGCGGGCGGGAGACUCUCCAGCGCCCGAGGACACGUGCCCAGAGGACAAGCCCCACGUGUUACAGGCGUGUAACCAACUGGACUGCCCCCCGGCCUGGCACGUGGGAGAGUGGCAGCAGUGUUCCCGGACGUGUGGCGGAGGGCACCAGGUCCGUGCUGUCUCCUGUCGGCAGCUGGUGACCGACGGCAGCCUAAGGAAUCUGCCCGACCGCUUGUGCCAAGGAGCCCGGGCAUCCUCGCACAGGGCUUGCGGCCGAGCCCACUGCCCGCCCCAGCUUAAACCGGGAGAGUGGUCCAAGUGCUCAGUCAGCUGUGGUGCCGGGAUCCAGAGGAGGAAGCUGAUCUGCCACAGGCUGACAGCUGGAGGACAGGACGCUGCAGUGAACGGCUCCCUGUGUAACGCCCUCCCCCGUGUGCCCCUGCUGAGGACGUGCCGGAUGGCCUCCUGCCCUGAUGAGAAGCAGGGAUCUAAAGCUGAACCCCCGACCCAUUCUGGCACCCGGCUCCCUCAGAUCCUCGGCCUCCACAGAAUCUACAUUCAGACCAGGAGGGAGAAGCGUGUUCAUUUUACCAUUGGCAGCCGGGCCUAUCUGAGGCCUCAAACCUCCGUGGUCAUCAAGUGCCCCGUACAUGGGUUCCAGAAGUCUCUGAUCCGGUGGGAGAAGGAUGGCCGGGGCCUGAAGAACUCCAAGAGGCUCUGGAUAACCAAGUCCGGGUCCCUGAAAGUGCGCAGCCUCCAGGCGGGUGACAUCGGGGUGUACCGGUGCAUCGCUGGCACCGUGCAUGAGACCUUUGUGCUGAAACUCAUCGGCGCAGACGACAGAUUGAUUGAGCCUCCCGGCUCCGGGAAGCCUACCCCAGGGUCCGGUGGCCUGGUGCAUAAUGAGGCCGAUGGCCUGGAGGCCAAGUGGCAUCAGAUGAGUAAGAUGUGGCACUUGUGGAGCGAAAAGAACCACCUCUAUCUGGGCGACGGGCAAGUGAGCGACCAGCCGUCCCCAAGAACGCUCGCCCCCGGCGGGGGUGACCCUCUCGAGUUGGGCCGCCCACAAGGCCUUGGGGAAGAGCAUGGGGGAGCGGGCGCGCGCCGGGGGGCCCACAGCACGGACCCAGCCCAGUUUGAGGAGCUCGUAAGAAACAUGAGCCGGAUCAUCGAAACCGGGGAGACGAGUGACGACUUAGCGUCCCGAGUCAUCUAUCAGCUGGUGGCUGAACUCUCCGCUCCUAUGAUGGGUGGGGGGCCAACAGAGGCCAGCCCUUUGCCUCCCCCGGGGGUCAAAGCCACUGUCCAAGGCCCCUCCGAUCGGGAAGUGCCGCCCAAGCCGGCCUCCAAGAGAAAGGGAUCGGAUUAUCCAAAGUCAAAUCAACCUCUUGGAAUAUCAUUCGACCCAACGGUCAGCGCCAGGAUCGGUGAUCCCGUGUUCAUUACAGAGAGGACCCAGACUGUCAACUUGCUGUGUGAGGCAGGGGGAAGCAGGGACGUCAGAUAUGCGUGGACCAAGGAUGGGGUGGCUUUACGGCCCUCAGAAAAAUUUAUCUUGGAGGGACGGAAGCACUUGCAGAUUCGGAAUCUCACACGGGAAGAUCAGGGGUUGUAUGCGUGCAUGGCGGUUGGUGAACUUGGGUCAGACCCGCUGACGUCUUCGGUGCUGUACGCAGAGGCGCCCAUCAUCCUGUCAUCCUGGAAGCCUGUCACACGCCUGGAUGGCCGCCCGCUGUCCCUGGUUGUGGGGAGCUCCGCGGAGGCAGCGGUCGGAGCAGACAUUACAUUGCAGUGUCCAGCAACGGGGAUGCCUGAACCCGAGGUGUCGUGGCUGAAGAGGGGAGGGUCCCUGAGCAACAACACGAUCCUGCUCCCUGCUGGGGCACUGCUGCUGCGGAACACUUCCCGGAAGAACGAGGGGACGUACGUGUGCACGGCGGCCAACGCUCUGGGGAAGGCCGUGGCAGCCACCCGUCUUCGCUUGUCCGAUCGGAGAGAACUAGGCCCAAGAAAAGCGGCCCCCAGCAGAGACAGGAAGAGGGUUCUCAUGGCCUCCAGCAUUGGCACCAACAUCACAGUGGCAGCCGGGGAACGUCUCCGCCUAGGUUGUCCCACGCAGCCGCACCAGAGAAACACCAUCCGUUGGUUCUUUAAAAACCUUCCUGUUGAGGAAGCGAGGGGUUUGAAGUACAGAUUGUUGGCUGGGGGCCGGAUCCUGGAGGUGGCUGCGCUCUCCCAGCCGUUUGCUGGACGGUACAGAUGCUGGCCCGCCCGGGCCUCCAAGCCAUUGUCUGCCUGGGUAAAUGUCAGCCAUGAAGAAUCCCAGUGGGAGGCAGGGGAGUGGACCCACUGCUCUGCCUCCUGCGGACGCUGGGGGACUCGUGUCCGAAGACCCCGGUGUGUAUCCGCCAAGGGCCGGGAAGCCAACGAAUCCUCCUGCGACCCCCUCCAGAAGCCGCCGCCCAGCCUUCAGCCCUGCCACCUCCAGGGUUGCCCCACCAGGGAUGCCAAUCCAGUCAGGGGAAUCGGCCCCACGAUGGUUGGCAGUCCUGCCUUGGAUAUCAGUCUCUCCCUGGAUGUCGGCCCUAGCAUGGACGUGGGUCCUACCGUGAAUGUCGACCCCACUGUGGACGUCGGCCCUGGUGGGGAUGUUGGCACCGUGGACGUCGAUCCCUCCAGCUCCAUAUCUGGGAGAAGAUGUGCACCUGGAGCAUGUGCCGGGGCCUGGCAGACAGGACCGUGGAGACCCUGCACAGCCUCCUGCGGCCGGGGCUUUCAGUCACGGAGGGUGGGCUGUGUCCUGGGGAGGAGCAGCCAGCGUGUGGCCGACCAGCUCUGUGCUGAGAAGAAGAAACCGGACGCCCGGAGACCCUGUCGGGGGAUGUCCUGUGGCGAGGGAGAGUGCAAGGACACAACUCACUACUGCACAUUCGUGAAACACCUCAAGCUGUGCCCAAUAGCCCUGUACCGACAGAAGUGCUGCCAGUCAUGCCGGGAAGCCUGAUGGUCUGGGGGGCGGCGCUCCGUGUCGCCGUGGAGAGGGGGGCGGCAGCCGGCCCGGAAGGAUGCUCUUGUAAAUAAGACUCCCGGCUUCCCAGGAAAAUGGUGGCCUAGUCCCAACCGCACGGUGCCUCUGGUGGUGACGCUGUGGGUGUUUCUGGGAAGAGAUUUCCAGCCACAUCUCCAUGGUCCACCUUUUCAUAUACAAAAUACAUUUCUGGCGGGGUGAGGCGGCGCCUGAUCCAUUGAGCUCUCCGGGCCCCGUCCGUCCUGCGUGACCUGGCGGCUUUAGGCCCCAGGGGCUGAUACGGCUCCCCCCGUGAAGGCUGGGGACUGGGAGGCCUGGAGUCCCUUUGGAUGCCUCAGCAUCUUGGCCCACUUCCCUGUACCUCCUGGGUCAGAAGAGCCACGGUCGGGGCUGUCUGCCUUUUCACCGAGAGCCCGGGUCCGACUCGGAGUCAACAGCCGGGCCCGGGGAAAGUUUCCCAGAGCCUGGCUCUUGCCCGGGUGGGCCAUCCCACUGAGGCGGGCCAGUGCUGGGGUGUGUGAGUUCCCUGGGAAGGGUGGAGAGAGGGACUUUGUCUGGACUCAGGCUUCCAGAGAUCUCAGUUGGCUCUGGGAGGGCUGCUCCCCUCCAGCCUCUCCAGCCUCUCUAGCCGGUCCUAAGACUCCAGGUUUCCUUGGGAGAGCUGGGAAUGGAUCGCUGGAGAGCACUGGAGAAAGGGGAUGUGGAACCGGGAUUGGCAGCUGGGGAUGGCCGCCCCGCUGACCCUCUGACCUCCAGUCCAGGGCGGUUCAUCUUCAUCGUGGGGGAGGGCCACAGAGAGAGAGGGAGAUGGGUUCAUCUCCAGCUCAGAGAGGGACUUCAGCUUUCCCCACCAGCUCAGGGUGAGGAGGGAGGGAGGGAGAAGGGGACAUGGAGGGGGGCGACCACUGAGGCUGGAGGGAUUGGACAGGCCCUCUGGGCCCCCUCCCUACUUUCACCAGUCAGCUCUCUGAGGAGGGAAAGAAAUGGAUAAAGGCCCAGUCGCCCAGACUUCCAAGAAGAGAUCAGUUCCUCUCCAGUGGCAGGAGGGAGGAUGGGAAGGCGGGAGGGCAGACAUGAGGCCUCUGAUCUUCAGCCAGCAGGUCAUCAGGCAGUCAGCAUGGUCUUAGACAGCCCAGUUGGUGAGGGAAGCCCAGAUCCCCCUUGCUCUGGUUUGGCAAUUCUGUGAUUUGGACUAGCACUACUGAAUCCCAGGGUUUGGGGAGGAAG